This is a messenger RNA of Theobroma cacao (cacao), 683 nucleotides long. RefSeq names its product Small nuclear ribonucleoprotein family protein. Gene Ontology annotation, molecular function: RNA binding. Gene Ontology annotation, biological process: nuclear-transcribed mRNA catabolic process; mRNA splicing, via spliceosome. Gene Ontology annotation, cellular component: Lsm1-7-Pat1 complex; U12-type spliceosomal complex; catalytic step 2 spliceosome. NCBI's taxonomy places the organism in Eukaryota, Viridiplantae, Streptophyta, Magnoliopsida, Malvales, Malvaceae. The record is from RefSeq and is a predicted model, not a curated record.
CCAUUGACGCUGCCUGCAACCAAAGCGGGAAAGAAAAGAAACAUUGCUGAUUGCUGAUUAGAAAUCGAGUGAGUAUAAAAGGCUAGGGCACUCUUCUUGCUCUAGUCUCCUAGAUCAACUCUCCCCCGUUUAAGUAACCUAGAGUUACAUCUCCGACGCUGCACAGACUUUAACUGACAGCUGCCAAAGCUUCGUACGAUAUGUCAGGCAGGAAAGAAACCGUCUUGGAUUUGGCAAAGUUUGUAGACAAAGGUGUUCAGGUCAAACUCACUGGUGGUAGACAAGUCACAGGGACCUUAAAAGGAUAUGACCAGCUACUAAAUCUCGUCCUGGAUGAAGCUGUGGAAUUUCUACGCGAUCCAGAUGAUCCAUUGAAGACUACUGAUCAGACCAGGCGUCUUGGCUUGAUAGUUUGUAGGGGUACUGCUGUUAUGCUCGUGUCACCAACUGAUGGUACAGAUGAGAUUGCUAAUCCUUUCAUCCAGCCAGAUGGAGCCUGAUUUGUCUUUAAUCUGUAGUUCUAACAUUGAAGUCUGUAUGUGCAUUUUAUCAGUUCACCUUACUUUUGCUUCAUAAGCUACCUUACUUUGGAAAAUAGGGAUAUCUGCAUUGAGCUUGAACUAUGCAUUUAAAUAUCAUGUUCUAUGAACUAACUGGCAAUUUGUUAUGUUUGUUCCCUUGGA